Messenger RNA from Aspergillus heteromorphus CBS 117.55, 555 nucleotides. RefSeq names its product putative GPI anchored protein. The transcript is spliced from 2 exons. The coding region runs from base 1 to 555 and encodes 184 amino acids. The record is from RefSeq and is a predicted model, not a curated record. NCBI's taxonomy places the organism in Eukaryota, Fungi, Ascomycota, Eurotiomycetes, Eurotiales, Aspergillaceae.
AUGAUCGCCCACCCCAUCCUCCUCACCACCCUCCUCCUCACCACCCCCAUCCUCUCCAUGGAAAUCCUCUCCACCUCCGACGUCCCCAACAGCUGCUGGUCGGUCUGUGGCUCCAUCGUCGGCCUCACCGAAGGCUGCAGCCACCGGUACCACGACGACGACAGCGCAGACGAGACCUGCGUGUGCGACUCGUCCCAGACUUCCAACCUACUUCCGCUGUGUGAGGCGUGCAUUGCCUACUAUGAGGAUGACGAUGAUAACGACGCGUAUAGCAUUCUCACCUCGUGCUCGCUCUCGACGACGUCUUGGGACGCGGCGGAGGCGAGCUCGGUUAUGAGUACCGAGACGGCCGCGACGGCGACGGCGACGGCGACGACCACGACCACGGGCGGUAGUGCGACUGAGUCUGCGGAGACGGGGUCGAAGACCACGUCUGGGGCUCAGGAGACGGGCUCGAGCUCGAGUUCGAGUUCCAGUGUGGCGGGGGUGACGGCGAAGGUUCCAGGGGCGGUGGUCCUGAUGGGCUUGGGGCUGGCGGGGCUUGGGUGGAUGUGA